Molecule: messenger RNA, 1400 nt
Organism: Onthophagus taurus
Lineage: Eukaryota; Metazoa; Arthropoda; Insecta; Coleoptera; Scarabaeidae
Source: RefSeq, a predicted model, not a curated record
UGAUAUAGCAGCUGGAGAUGUUCUAGAAGAGAUUCCUGCUCAUAAUACGGAGUUGUGGUCAAUUUGUCUUCAACCUGAUAUGAGAGGAUGUGUAACUGGAGGUGGUGAUAACACAGUAAAAUUUUGGCAAUUCGAAUUAAUAGUCGACGAAAAAAGUGAAUCAAAAGCAAAAGUUUUAUCUUUAUUACACACACGAACUUUAAAACUAGAAGACAGCGUCCUUUGCGUAAAAUUAUCACCUGAUAACCGAUUCGUAGCCGUUGCUUUAUUAGAUUCAACAGUUAAAAUAUUCUUCACCGACACAUUUAAGUUUUAUCUUUCGCUUUAUGGUCAUAAACUUCCCGUUCUUACAAUGGACAUUUCAUCCGAUUCUACAUUAAUAGCAACAGGUUCAGCUGAUCGUAACAUGAAAAUAUGGGGUUUGGAUUUUGGAGAUUGCCAUAAAAGUCUCUUCGCUCACGAUGAUUCCGUAACAAGUGUUAAAUUCGUCCCAAACACUCAUUAUAUUUUCACAUCCGGGAAAGACGGCAAAAUUAAACAAUGGGAUGCUGAUUCAUUUUUAAAAAUUAUCACAUUACAAGGUCAUAUUGGUGAAUGUUGGUCAUUAGAUGUAAGCCCAAAUGGUCACUACAUAAUUUCAAGUGGCUCAGAUAGAGUAUUAAGAUUAUUCGAAAAAAGCGAACAAGUUGUUGUGCUUCAAGAUGAAGAGGAAGAUGAGCGAGAACAAGAAGAAUCUUUAGUAACUGGGGAACAAACGGUAGCUCCUGGAUUACCUGGUUUAAAUUUACCAUCUAAAAAAACUAUUGGGAGUGAGAAAGGAGCUGAAAGUAUUCUCGAAUGUUUAGAAAUUUGCGAAAAAUAUAAAGAACUUUUAGCGGAACACGCUUCUCUACAAGCAGCUUCAAGUCAAUCUUUACCUCUUCCACAACCCCCACCUUUAAUGCAAGCUUUAAACGUUUCAACGCCAAAUGAUUUCUUAUUAGAAACCGUAAGAAGGAUUAGAUCGAGCGAUUUAGAAGAAGCACUUCUUUUAUUACCAUUCCCUUCAGUUUGCGAAAUUCUUUUAAGCUUACCUGCUUUAGUGAUGCGAGGAGAUCAAACGGAACUCGUUUGUAAAUUAUUAAUGUUUCUUUUAAGGAUACAUCACGCUUCAAUAGUUGCUAAUAAUUCAUUACUUUCGGUGUUAAAACAAUUACAAAAAUGUGCUAUGGUUAAAAUUGAAGAACAAAGGGAUUUGGUGGGUUAUAAUUAUUAUGGCAUGCAAUUUUUGCAAAGGGAAAUUGAAGCUGCUGAGGGAAUACAAUUGUUUAGGGAUGCUACAAUUGAACGAAGGAAAGGAGAAAAGAAAAGAAGAAAUAGGGAGAAAAUUAAAAGAUCGAUUAUGGUUCUUAAUACAUAAU